Molecule: messenger RNA, 2316 nt
Organism: Adineta ricciae
Lineage: Eukaryota; Metazoa; Rotifera; Eurotatoria; Adinetida; Adinetidae
Source: the annotation of a GenBank genome assembly
AUGGAGCGUUUAACAAUAAGCUACACUUUUGUGGUUGUAACUCUUGUUUUUCUUCUAACACGUCAAUGUCAUGCUUUACAAUGGCCUAAACCGACCGUUUCUUCAUCUUCUACGCAAGCAAUUGCUGAUUUGAUUUCUCGCGUGCUUGACGGAGCUCCGAGUGCUCGCCUCUUUCGCCUUUCGAUCAAUGCUAAUCUAGACAUUAACGGCAAAGAUGUUUUUGAACUUUCAAAUGGCCCUGAUCCUGGUACAGUCCUCAUUACAGCAUCAUCCGGCGUGGCUGCUGCAUGGGGAUUUAAUUACUACCUCAAAUAUAUCGCUGAUAGUUCAUUUUAUUGGUCUGGCAAGAAUAUUCGACUAAAUGGGUCAGCAUUAAUUCCUAUAACAUCACCUAUUCGAAUAGUUGCAAACGAUCUUUUCCGUUGGUAUGGCAAUCCGUGCACAUUCAGUUAUUCGGCUGUGUUUUGGAACUUUUCCAGAUGGGAGAAAGAAAUCGAUUGGAUGGCUAUGAAUGGGAUCAAUAUAGUAUAUGCAACGACUGGUAUGGAAUACAUUUUCAGUAAAGUAUUUCUUCAAAUGGGCUUUACUCAGUCGGAAAUAGACGAAUAUUUCACUGGUCCAGCGUUCUUAGCUUGGCUUCGUAUGGGUAAUCUUCAAAAACAUGGUGGUCCGCUCUCACAAAAUUGGCAUCAAUCACAAUUUCAAUUAGCUAAACAAAUUAUUCAACGAAUGACUGAUAUUGGAAUAAUACCAGUUCUACCGGCAUUUACAGGUUUUAUGCCUCGUACUGCGCCAAGACGUUUCCCAACAGCAAAAUUCUAUUAUUCGUCGGACUGGAAUGGUUUUGGUUGUAACGAUUCUUGUCUUCCAUAUCUCGAUCCGACUGAUCCAUUUUUUCAACAAGUUGGCGUGGCACUGUUGAACGAAACAGUGACUUCAUUGAACAUACUUUCACAUUAUUACGCCUGUGAUCUAUUCAAUGAAAUGACCCCACCGAUUAGCGAUCUGAGUUAUUUGGCCAAUGUUAAUGCAGGAAUCAUGAAAUCAAUGCAAACAGUUGAUCCAAAUGCUAUCUGGGUUAUGCAAGCUUGGCUAUUUCUUUCAGACUUUUGGACACCAGCUCGUGUACAAAGUUAUCUCAGUAAAGUUCCUCCGGGUCACAUGAUUCUAUUGGAUCUUUUCUCCGAAGCUCGUCCUCAGUAUUCACGUUUUCAAUCAUUCUAUGGACAUUACUACAUAUGGAACAUGCUACACGACUUCGGCGGAAACAAUGGUUUGUUUGGUUCUCUUGUUAAUGUUACAAAUGGUCCGCAAGCAGCUAGAAAUUUCUCUAAAGAACAAAUGAUUGGUGUUGGCAUUACUAUGGAAGGUAUUAAUCAAAACGAAAUCAUGUAUGAAUUUGCUCUUGAACAAUCAUGGCGUUCUCCACUCAACGAAACCGAAUUAAAUGACUGGUUAGUCGGAUUUGUUAUGCGUCGAUAUUCUAGCAAUCAAACAAUUCCGAGUUCUGCGCUGUACGCAUGGCAAGACUUAGGCAAUUCAGUUUAUCAUUUAAAUCCUAAUCGUGCCUAUUCAUUGAUGUUACGUCGACCAGCACUUGAUCGAGGUCAAAGUAUUAGUUUCGAUUUGAAAGUUUUGCUGUCUGCAUGGGAGUUGUUAGUGAAUUCAUCGGAUCAAUUGGAUGCGGAUCUAUUCCGUUAUGAUUUAGUAGAUAUUACUAAAGAAGUUCUUCAAUAUGAAUUCGCUUGUCAAUUUGUACAAUUAACUGUUGCUUUCAAUCGAAGUGAUCUUUACGGAGUAGCGACUCAAGCAGCUAUUCUUACGGAUCUUUUAGAAGAUAUGGAGAGAAUAUUGGCAUCUGAUCGUCGUUUUCUUUUAGGCAAUUGGAUUGCAGAUGCAUUACAGUUUGCCAAAAAUGAAGAAGAUAUUCAUUUUUAUAACAUGAAUGCUAAACUUCAAGUAUCUAUUUGGGGAACUAAUUAUACACUAGGAUUGUUUGAUUAUGCGAAUAAAUUUUGGUCUGGAAUGAUAGAAGAUUAUUAUGCUCCUCGAUGGCGUGUCUUCUUCGAUGUUCUUGUCAAGUGUCUUCUAGAAGGCAUUCCAGUGGAUACAAAUCUAUUACACAAACGUUUAUUUUUCGAAGCUGAAUUGCCAUUUUUCAUGUUGGAUACGAAAAUUUAUCCCACGAGCACCCGAGGUGAUUCAAUCCAAAUUGCUCGUGAACUGUUUAACAAAUAUAAUCCAUCAAUCAAUUCUGUGUGUUUGCCAUUGGGCUCUCCAAAACUCGACUAUCCAUUCGGUCGCUACUUUAACUAG